GAUAUAAGAAGUUUCAUUCAGCGUUUGUAGCAUUCGGAAUCACACAUCGCUUGGCUGCGCAACUUCUAAUUUAUUUAUUUAUAUUAUCAGAUCGAACAUAAUUUUUUUUUAAAAUGUUUAAAUUUUUGUGCUUGUUGGUUGGAUCUGCACUUCUUAUCGAAGCUUCUCCAGUUCCUUCGGAGAUAACGGAAGCUGCGAAAGAUGGCAACUGGGACAUCUUCAACACACUUUUGCGUCAAUAUAAUCAAAAUAAUAAUUGGGUGCCUGCAUUUACUGGUAAUGUCGAAAACCUGAAUCCAGAUGGCAAAUCAUAUGUUUAUGGCCAUUCAGUCUCCGCUUACAAGGUGCGGCAUAAUGACAACGGAAAAGUGACUGAAGAUGGCCAAGGUGUUGAAGUGAUCAACGAUAACGGUCAUAUCACGAAACACGAGUUCAAACCCUAAAAAUUUGAAUUUGGAAUAACCUGUGAUUGGCUGACGAAAAAAAUAAUAUGCUAGUUUAACUUCGAUUCAUAAAACUAAUACAAAAUGUGACAUAAUUUUAAAUCUAAUAAUGUAACUUGAACAAUUUUCGAAAGAUUCAAAUUAAUUAAUUUAUAUUAUUAAAAUAAAAAAAUGUUAGAAUACUUUAAAUAUAGUUUAGUAGUAGCUUAGAAAGCAUAUCAAAUUAAA
Molecule: messenger RNA, 671 nt
Organism: Nymphalis io (European peacock)
Lineage: Eukaryota; Metazoa; Arthropoda; Insecta; Lepidoptera; Nymphalidae
Exons: 4
Coding region: 114-443 (109 amino acids)
Source: RefSeq, a predicted model, not a curated record